Molecule: messenger RNA, 1870 nt
Organism: Paramuricea clavata
Lineage: Eukaryota; Metazoa; Cnidaria; Anthozoa; Malacalcyonacea; Plexauridae
Source: the annotation of a GenBank genome assembly
AUGAGUAAUGUUCGUCGUUUUACUCUAUCUAACUUGAAGAAAUACACGAGCUAUAUAGUCGCAGUCCAAGCUGCCACUAAGAUUGGAUUGGGACCGGUUGGAUCAAAUAGGACAUGGCAAACAAAGGAAGAUAGUAAGUAUUAUAUAUUGUUCAAUUUCCUGCUUCAUAUAUAGGUGUACAAUAUUUUAUUAUAUAUAACAGUCUUAUUGUCGGGUUUUAAUAACGAAAUAAAAAAAUAAAAAAAUAAAUAAAAAGUUAAAAAUUUAAGUUAUUAAAAUUUAAAAUUUUCUGUUCAGAUAAAUGAAUAAACAAAUCUUGGUUAGAAUCGAAGCCAAAAAUACCGAAUUUGCACUGAAAAAAUUGAAAGCGCCAUUAUACACGAAAUUUUCUACGAACAAAGUUUUAAUACGUCGACAGAUUAAUCGUUAGACUUUCUUAAAGUCCUUUCCUGUUCUUUUUUCGCGAUUCGUAAAUCGACUUGUGGUCAAGUCUAAUCAAAGGCCACCACAGCAAUCUUGGUAUAUCAUUCUAAUCUUCUAAAUAUAACCACUAUCAAUCCCCAGUGGUAGUUAUUUGCACACAUAUAACCUGUGGGUUCCCGCAAUGGUGUUAAUGUAACCAUUGUGGUGCACAUUUCGAAAAUUAAUUUUGUGAGUCACCAAACUUCAAAUAAUGCGCGAGGCAUUGAGAAAAAAUAUGACACUCGCGUGUUGGUCGAAUUCGCUACAUUUUAUGCCAAAUGUCAUUAAUUGAAAUUUUCAUUGUUUGCGCUCAUGAUUUGAUAUGGUUUGGAGAAACCCCCUUCCGAAAUUAGAAUAAUUUUAUAGGAAAAUUUUAACUAUUGAUAAAAAUUAAUGGUUAACUACAUGUAACUCUGUCUUGUAAUUUGAAUUAUUUUAUUACCUACUACACUGGAUUCCAGACGCACAGAGCCUUCAGCAGUGGCGUAACGUUAAAGCAAGGGGCCCCCGGUUCAAAAUUUCCGAAGGCCCCCUAGUCGAAGUGCCAAAGGCACGAGUCGAGUGCCAUAUAUGCACAAGUUUUCUAGGCGGUCAAGCGCGUGCUCAUCCGGAAAAUUUUUGAAUCUAGACUCUCUGAAAUCCCAUUUCCUGGACUUUGGGGAGAGAUUUUACAGAAUUCUGAUGGUCAGAAAACGACAUUGCAACAUAUCAGAGGCCCUGGCCAAUGUUUUUGCUCUAUCGCCCAAGCCUGGCGGCCCUCAUCGCCGGUUGGGCCCCCCGGGUUCUCCCGGUCUGGGCCCAUAGUAGUUAGUUAUUAAAUAAUAAAUUGAAACGUCGCGAAGGCUCUGGUUCUACGGGAGGAUUCUUUUCCAAUCACAAGACAGUAUUAGUGGUUUCAGUACAGAACCUGUACUGAAACCACUAAUUCUGUUUUGUAAUUGGCGCCGUUAAAUCAAAGAAUUCUCCCGUUGGACCAGAUCAUUCGCGACGUUUCAAUUUAUUAUUUACCUCUGGAAUCCAGGGUAAUCACCUACUAAACUAUUUUUAACUUCAUUGCUUGAGGUGAUUGUCACGGGACUGAUGCAUAAUGUAUAAUGUUUUUCUUUAUUUCAAGUACCUGCUAAAGGGCCUGUUAUCACAAGUAUUUUUGCUGAAAGCUCAACGUCGUUCAGAAUUGCCUGGAAGGGAUUGAGUGAUGGUAAUGCAAAUGGUGCGAUAAUAGGAUAUCGUGUUUGCUACAAACUUGUAGAAACUUCUGUGAAUAUCUGCAAUUCCGUUGGUAAUAUUCUUCAUACAACGCUGUUUAACUUGGAAAAGUACACGAGCUAUGCAGUUGCAGUCCAAGCUGCCACUAAGAUUGGUUUCGGGCCGCUUGGAGCAAAAGUAACCAAGCGAACAAAGGAAGAUA